Dissoconium aciculare CBS 342.82 is the source of this 881-nucleotide messenger RNA. RefSeq lists its product as uncharacterized. The record is from RefSeq and is a predicted model, not a curated record. The coding region runs from base 154 to 732 and encodes 192 amino acids. Lineage: Eukaryota; Fungi; Ascomycota; Dothideomycetes; Mycosphaerellales; Dissoconiaceae. The transcript has a single exon.
CAAAGGCUGGUAGACAUCGGCCAACGGCAGGGAUACACCACUAACAUGAUCACAUCAUCUAAACAGGAUCGUGAUUCGUGAUACUGUUAGCGAGCGGGUGACGAGGCUGGAAAGUCGUCACCUCAAAGCGUUAAUGCUCAACGUACUCGCUACAUGUCAUACGAGCCUACACUGCUGGAUCCGCUCGUGCGACACAAACGAUGGUGCGUUCUCACAUAUAUACGUAUACAAGCCGCGCAAGAUCGGUCGCACAGCAGGAGCCCAAGGUGUUCGUUCGGGGCUAGAAGCGCAAAUAAUGCUGAAUGGAACGCAUGCGACCGUGGUUUCCUCGUGCGACCUCUUGGGUAUGGAUCAGACGGUGAAGACUCCCGAGGUCACCAAGUCCUCCUUCGUGCCCCCUGGGACGAUCGUGAUACGCAGACCGUUCCGACGCCUUCCAAGUUUGCUACCUACCUGCAUGGAUGCCACUCAAACCGUCCGCCAUUGGCCCCCACAUCGAUGCAGCCAACGGUCGCACCAGAGCAGCAACAUACAUUGCACACACAUGAGAUCAGGACAUCCAGUAUCCACAUAACAUACACCUUCGAUAGUACAACGUGUACAUCCAGCGCCGUCAAUUUCUCAUCUUCCUGCAUGCGCCGCUGUGAUAGAGGCAAUAGCGCUUACACGCCAACAGCGUCGGCGUACAGCCCAGCCAAUGCAAUGAAAAAAGAUAAUGUGGAGGGCUGGUAAUUUCAAUUUGCGGACGUAAGACUGAGGCGCACCUUCACGAGUCUCCGACUUGCAGCCAACAGCACAGACAGUAGUAGGAUUGUGCACGCACCUGCGGUCAGAAAGAAAGAUGGAUGGGUACGUGAGGGUACUCGACGUUGCAGCAGGGA